UAGAAGAAGCUGCUGCUGCUGGCCUGACGUCAUCUCCCUGAUCCUGUGCGUCAUGCUAACCAAAUUACCCCAGGAGGUUUAUUUAUAGUUAAUACCAAAGAAUAUCUGAGUGUUUCGGUUUGAGACAACACCUCCUGCCGAGCGACCACCUCCACCCAGAGCCACGCGGCAGGAGAAAUCCGCGGGAUAUCGGGCGUCCAGCUCGUUCAGCGGCGUUAUUCCAGCUUCCUGGUUAGCAUAACGUCCCAGCUAGCCCAGCUUAGUGCAGCUUGUGAGCUAAUACACCGAGAGCCGCUUUGAAGCUUUGGGCUCCGUUAGCUGUUUGGAUGGAAACAUCGUAAACUGGGCUGCGUUAACAUGAAAUAACCACUUUAUUGACAAGAGAACACACAAGAGAAAACCACCGGGAGUCGAGAUGCAGCGGUCGAAGAAGGGCGGCGCGGAGGAGGCGACGGUAGAUGUGAAGUUCACAGAUUUGCCAAACGCCCUGAUCGCCUGCAGAGUGCCGGAGGACCUGUUCGGGGAAGGCAUCCUCAAGGGCAGCUUUGAGGCCUUGUUCCGUUCGUUCGACCCAGAAGUGCAGUUCCAGUACUUCAGGUCUUUCCGGCGGGUCAGGAUCAGUUUCAGUGAUGCUCUGGCUGCAGCGGAGGCCAGACUGCGGCUGCAUAAGACUGACUUCAGUGGCAAAGAGAUGAGACUCUACUUUGCCCAGUCUGUCCACAUAGGGAGUCCUCGGCUGGAGCCUCCAAAGCCAGAUAAGCAGUUCCUGAUCUCCCCCCCGGCCUCCCCUCCCGUCGGCUGGGAGCAGUCUCAAGACGCUAUGCCCGUCGUCAACUACGACCUGCUGUGUGCCAUCUCAAAGCUCGGACCAGGGGACAAAUAUGAGCUCCACACCGCCACGCCCACCACCCCCAGCGUGGUCGUCCACGUCUGCGAGGACGAGCGCGGCGACAGCUCGGCCCCCGACGACAGCGACCAGGACGACAAGCCCCGCCCCCAGCGGCCCAAGAUCAUCCAGACGCGGCGUCCCGACUACAGCCCCGAGGUCAAGCAGUGAGCGACGGCACGGGGGGGCAGCAGUGUGAUGACUGUAACAUUCCAUCCUGAUGAGACUGGUCAAGAGCUGAACUCACUCUCUGAGCUUUGAGGGUUUGGCGCCCGUGGGUGCUGAGACGUCCCGUAGACAAGCAUUUCAUAAGAAGGAGAGAAAACAUAAUGUGGAAUGCUGCAUUCAUGUCCCAUGGGAAAGACAGGAGAUAUGAACUACAUAGUUUGUGUAGCCAUCAGUUGAUAUGUACUGUGUGAAUUUGCGUUUUUUUGGAGAUGGAACUGUAGGAAAUGAUGUAUACCACUUUUUUUUAUUUUUUUUAUUGUAGUGUUGCCGGAGACUUUGCUGGAGGUUUGGUUUGUGGUGAUGUUUUUGUGAGAUGAAGCUGGUCAGGUGAAAAUAAAGUCUGUGCAAGAGCCUCGAAGCGGAUGUUGGAUGUUAUUCCCACACGACAUGAAUGCAGCAUCAUUCUGGGAAAAUCAUGUUUGCGUUUUUUGCUCAUCUAAAGUUUGGGAUGUGACGAGCGGACAGAAAAUGAUCCGGCUGUCGAAGUCGAGGAUCUAAACUUAACUCACCGCUGGCAUGUGCUUUUUUUUUUCAGUUCCCCUUCGGUUUGCGUGCUCAUUAGCUCCAAGGUCACGUCGGCGCCGCAGCUCCCUGUUACUCUUAACCGUUGUUAGAUGUGUCGGCGCCUCCUCGGCUGUUGUGCGGCGGACGAGGAGCCCGGUGGAGGCUCGCCUUCCUCGCACUCAGACAGGCUUACACUAAAAACAUGGCUCCUUUAAAAACGACAGUGUUCCCGUAACGAUGUCCAACAGUGUUAUUUGUGGAUUCUUUCCAUUCUCUGCGUCUGUGGUUUGCGUGUAGAUUAGCGAAGAAUUGUUCAAAUCCAGUGGCUUUACGCAGCGGUUUUUAAAAUUUUUUUGGAAUGUAGUUUUAACGCCAAGCCCGUCGCCCGAGGGAAAACUAUUGUAUCUCGUUGUUUUGAAAAAGAAGAAAAAAUAGGGCUAACGUCUUUUUAAUUUUUUUGUGUGUGUUCACCUGGGCAAAAUAAUAUUCAGACAAUGUGUGAGAAAAUCAAAGUGCAGCACAGUGACUCCGGGCCCAGCUCAGCUCUCAGCCUCUUCUUGUGGGUCCUCACUUGAUCACAGUGCUCGUUAGUGUGUGUGUGUGUGUGUGUGUGGCUUCUAGUCAAUGUCUCACUGUAUUCACACAAGCUGUCUGCAUGUUAAAACCAACAUUUGUGGGCAAAUACGCACCAGAAGCAUGUUCUGUGUGUGUGCGGCUGUUACUUUGUUCACUGUUGUCCAAACCGCUCUCUUUCAUGUCAGAGGUGUGUCCGCGGGAAACACUCACUUCUUUCACUCACCGUGUAGAAAGUAAAACCCUGCAACAUGAGUUUUGGUUUUUUUUAAGGAAGCCCCAGUAUAAACAGACGCCUGUUUGUGUGUCACCACUAAAACACAUUCUAUACUGGAAUGAAAUAUUGGAGGUUGAAAGCAGCAUCUUCAUUAUUAUAUCAUCAAGAGGCUCUGGGUCGUAGAGAGGAUCUAAAUUAGAAGGAACCCAUGUUUUUUAUGCUUUUCUUUGACAGGGACGGUGAAGACAGACGAGGACUUUCAGGUCUAUAAUGUCUUUUUAAGGCCUUGUCACUUUAUACUGUGGUUGCAUUUUAAUAAAUACUACAUUUAUAGAGUAUACACACAGAGUAAGAGUUACUGGCGUUUCCUUAGGGGCCUCUGUUAGGGUCUGUUCACAUCUGCACCAAUAUAUAAAUAUAUAUAUUAAUGCUGCUGACACAAACUCCUCACCAAUAAUAAUAAUAAUAAUAACCUUUUACAUGUGUCUAGCACCUUUCAAAUCACAGUUACAAGGCGCUUUAUAAAUACAAAUACAAAAAUAAAGAGGUUACGACAUAUUAUCCUAAUAAUUUGUGUUGAAGAGGCUCCAGCAUAUUUUACAGUGAAAGAACUAAACGCGUCAAUUUACCAGAAUAAGGAGAAUCAACUGUAAACAUGUCGUCUUGGCUCGAACGUGCUUUGUUUAUCAUUUUGAUCUCAUAACGAUUUACAUAAUCUACCAACUUGCGAGUGUGAAUUAAAAAACGGACGGCUGUUGUUUUUUCUGUCUGUUUCUUUCCGACGAUCUUCAUUCAGGGUGAAGGCAGAAUGUGAGCUUGUGGAAGCAGCACUGUGAAACACGACGGCACUGCCAGCCAGUCCGACAGCUCAUCUGUCCCACGCUGUUGCAUAAGGCUCUGUCAAGUUUGGCUACUUUUGUACUACUGGUAUUUUGAGUUGAUUUGUAUCCAAGAGGAAAUAACAUUACUGAGUUACCAUUAAAUAAAAGAUUUUACCAUUGAA
Molecule: messenger RNA, 3411 nt
Organism: Hippoglossus stenolepis (Pacific halibut)
Lineage: Eukaryota; Metazoa; Chordata; Actinopteri; Pleuronectiformes; Pleuronectidae
Product: calcipressin-1
Exons: 5
Coding region: 416-1057 (213 amino acids)
Biological process (GO): calcium-mediated signaling
Cellular component (GO): nucleus; cytoplasm
Molecular function (GO): nucleic acid binding; calcium-dependent protein serine/threonine phosphatase regulator activity
Source: RefSeq, a predicted model, not a curated record